Messenger RNA from Kazachstania africana CBS 2517, 453 nucleotides. RefSeq lists its product as uncharacterized. The transcript has a single exon. The record is from RefSeq and is a predicted model, not a curated record. Lineage: Eukaryota; Fungi; Ascomycota; Saccharomycetes; Saccharomycetales; Saccharomycetaceae. The coding region runs from base 1 to 453 and encodes 150 amino acids. Gene Ontology annotation, cellular component: mitochondrion. Gene Ontology annotation, molecular function: thiosulfate-cyanide sulfurtransferase activity.
AUGUUUAGGAUAAUUGCAUUGAAUACUGUUAAAGAAGGUGCAUUUCGACCAUUGUUGCAACCAUUGAGAGGGUUUUCUUUCACGUCGAUUGCUCUUGCGGCAAAGAUCUAUAAAUUUGAAGAUGUUAAGAAACUGGUACAGAAUCCUACAGCUACAAGGAAAUUGAUUGAUGUUAGAGAAGAAAAUGAAUUUAAUGAAUUCAGCAUCCCAACUUCCAUAAAUAUACCCAUUAAGAAGACACCCGGCGCUCUGGGUCUUUCCACCACGGAGUUCGAGGACCUAUUCAAGUUUGCAAAACCAAAUCAACAGAAUGAUGAAUUGAUCUUCUUUUGCUCUAAUGGUAAGAGGGCUGAAGCUGCAGAGGAAUUGGCAAGAUCAUAUGGAUAUAAGAAUACUGCUGUAUAUCCAGGUUCUGUAACAGAAUGGGUAUAUAAGAACGGUAAAAGCACCUAA